AUGUCGUGCCUUUCAUCUCAGCCGACAGACGCAACAACCACAAUAACAUCUCGACCCAAACUCACGCUUCAAACCACGUCUCUUCCUCGUACAUUCGGCAGUUCUACAACUGGCCUAUCCUUCUCCUUUGCAGGAGCACCAACUGCAUCCCCAACCGUUCGAAACACCUACAAGAAUGCCUACGAUGUCGCAUCUCCAUCAUCUGCGACCACCUCUCCCUCCAAAGCCACACGAUUCAACACCAAACCGACAUCCCCCUACAUCCACUCAAACAAUAAUAUAUUCACCCGCAAUUCAUACCAACAACCCUUAGGUGUGCGCAGUAUUCUACGCAACUCACCGCUCGAACCCGCAACCAGGCGACGAGGUUCCAUUUCCGCGGGCGGGAAUGGACCCAGCGCAGGCACCCGCCGUGUCUUCUUCCCAGCUAAGAAACAAGUCAGCUACCGAUUUCCACUCGAGGAUGAAAUCAAAACAGAACGCUACACGGCGCAGCACUUAGAUCUCGUGAGGGAGGCAGUGCAACACGAGCUAGACACUAAACCCCCACUUGAAACCCGCCCCGCUGGUUCUAAGCCCGAACAAAAGGAAAAAGAGGAUUCUGAUUCUAGCUUCCCAUCAGAGACAUCUGCAUCUGAUACCAGUGCGGAUGAAACCUCCUGCGAUACGUCCCUCACAAAGACCGAACGCAAGAAAAGGCGUACUAUGCAGAUAGAGCGUCAGGUUCGGGCGGUGGCUUUGCUCGAUGGAUUCGAGGCUGACGGCUCUUCUACACCGCAAACUCCGCGUCAGCCUCGUGCCAAGCGCCGUAGAGAGUGGAAAUGGACUCUGGGUCCAGUGGAUGGCGUCUCAACUAUCGACCGGGAUGAUGUCUUGCCGUCACAAAUCGCGCCUGGGUCGGAGUCUCUGGCUGUGAACUCUGGGCCCGCUCAAUAA
Penicillium soppii is the source of this 936-nucleotide messenger RNA. RefSeq lists its product as uncharacterized. NCBI's taxonomy places the organism in Eukaryota, Fungi, Ascomycota, Eurotiomycetes, Eurotiales, Aspergillaceae. The record is from RefSeq and is a predicted model, not a curated record. The coding region runs from base 1 to 936 and encodes 311 amino acids. The transcript has a single exon.